Messenger RNA from Amoebophrya sp. A25, 2046 nucleotides. The record is from the annotation of a GenBank genome assembly. NCBI's taxonomy places the organism in Eukaryota, Dinophyceae, Syndiniales, Amoebophryaceae.
CUUCAGGGGGCACAUCUGUAGGCCCAGUUACUGCGUCGCUUCUUGCUGGUCUGCAUCUUCCGUUUCUGGAUCAAAGUCAUUCUUCUUCGUCGGGAGAGGAGACUACCACAGGGCGUCGCGGCAUCAAUGUCUACGACUUGAUUGACCAGGAAGAUAAGAAAGCAGUUCGGGACUCGGCUUCAGACAGCGGUGACGGAAACUUGCGUGAGUAUAUGCGACAGCGCGAGACUUUUGCCAGCGAGAUGGCACAAACGAUCAAAGAUUUUUCUUCAGAGCAGCAAAAUGCAGAACCACGACGAUCUAACGUUUAUGAUAGCAUGCCAUCGACAGCCAGUCAACAAGGUGGCGGCUCCUCGUCAUCCACUGCGAAAGCGAAUAACGGAUCAUCAUCCUCAUCAGCUAAUCCUAACACAGGAGCAGGUGGAAACAAGUUUAGAGGGUUCAAUCCCACAGUAAACGAGACGGUUGGUCCAGGACCGAAGUUGGGGAAACCGCCAGCGGGGGCGACGAACAAUCCAUCACCAAGACCACCAGGAGAGCAAGAACAGAAUGGGGGAGCAUCUUCAGAGUGGACCGGAGGUCGCAAUCACGAAGCGCGGGAGCCACGGGUUUACAACAAGACAGUACACCCAGACGGCACUCGACCAGGAACUGCCGAAGAAACAGAGGAUGGACAAAGUUAUAGGAACAAAGGGCGUGCUGGCGGUUCUAGUGGCGACAGCACAUCAGCUGCAGGCGGUGACGACAGCGCGCAUCAGCAGCGCGACUACGCGCAACAGAACACGAAGCAAGAACGCUUCUAUUCACGGCUAGGGGCAAAGAUGGGUGGUAGACAAGGCGGUGUCUUCGGUGGAGCUGGUCGGCAGGAGCAGGAUACCAGUAGGCAGCAAGAACAAGAACGAGCAUCGUCUCAGAGCAAUAGCAAGAAUGCGGGCACAGGAGCUGCAUCUUCCUCUGGCGGUAAUGGUUGCAACAGAGAAAAGCAAGGAGACACUGGACAAAAGCGGAAAAAGGACGACAGUCGAAGCAGUCGCCGCGAUAAAGAUCCAAACAGUGGAUUUUUCUGGUAUGAGGGACACUACUAUUACUAUGAUGCAAAGUACAACGUCUACUGGUGGUGGGACGAUGCGAAUCAGAAGUAUCACCAAUGCGUAAGCGAGGAAGAACAGAAACGGCAACGAGGCGCUUCAACUUCCUCACGAGCCAGCUCAUCUGGUGGCUCGGCUCAGGCGCCGCCUGGCUUUCCUUCGUUCGGCGCAAAGCGCGGCUCCUCCUCUGCUGGCCGUAGCACUACAGGAGGGGCCUCCUCCUCUUCCGGUGCUAGGACUUCCAGCAGUGCGGGGGCAGGUGCAUCUUCUACAGGUGCAGAAGGGGCCUCCUCGUCUCAAGCUGGAGGAAAUCCGAAACAAGGACCUCCACCGGACUUCUCUCGAACGGCCGCGAACUUCAUGUCGUCCGCAGACGACGCGAGCGCUGAGCAAAUCCAGGUGAAUCGCACGAUUAUGCAAUUGAUUACGGAAUUGCAGGAUAUGCAAGAUGCGGAACUUGCUGAACGCAAGAAGAUCUUCCGAAAAUUGUGUUUAGAAUGGCAUCCGGACAAGCAUUCAAACGAUGCGCAAUUUGUUGCGAAGUGUGCGUUCCAGUUCCUGCAGGAGAAGAAGGCUCACUUUCUGCGAGCCGAUUGAUGAAUAUUUAGUCUCAACAUCUAGAAUUUCUUCUACUCCUGCUCUCUACUUCUACAUGUCAGACGACGGGUUAGAAAAGGGCCGAGAUUGAAAUGAUGGCCUUAUUCUUCGUCACCGCUCUUCUACUUUCCACUCAUCCAGUUACUAGUUCCAGACUUUCAUCAUGAAUUGCUUAAACUGUUCUUUGGAAGCUUAUCCUCGCUAGAUGAACUACUUAAAACCUCAAUGUCAACAUCAUGUACUUGUAAAUUGGGCGUUUUCUUCGCUCUGACCAAGACUCUUGAAACUUGGAGUUUAUGGGCACGCCGAGGUCGCAGUCGCACAACUGGUAUAAAGUAUACCAUGUAUGUUUUUUGCCGAC